CUGCCUCACAUCAAACCAUCUUUUAUUAUUUCGUAAUAGCUAAAUCUAACACAGACAAAUACUAACAAUUUUUAGGGUGUUUACGAUUUAUCUCUCGGUUCCCAUGUUGUCCAAAGGUCUUUUUGCUGUCUUUUUCGUAAUCACUUUGUUGUACGCAAGUUUGUUAAUUGAAGUUGAAGGGAUUGGUGUGAACUGGGGCUCUCAGGCGAGGCAUCCCCUGCCUCCGGCCACGGUGGUGAGACUUCUCCGGGAUAACGGUAUCCAAAAGGUGAAACUUUUCGAGGCCGACUCUGCGAUUCUCAAAGCUUUAAGUCGGUCAGGGAUUCAGGUUAUGGUCGGAAUCCCUAACGACUUACUUGCUCCUAUAGCCGGUAGCGUUGCAGCCGCAGAGAGAUGGGUCUCUCAGAAUGUCUCUGCUCAUGUCUCCUCUAAUGGCGUCGAUAUCAGGUAUGUGGCAGUUGGGAAUGAGCCUUUCCUAAAAGCAUUCAACGGAACAUUUGAGAGUAUAACUCUUCCUGCUCUUCAGAAUAUACAAUCUGCUAUCAUCAAAGCUGGUUUAGCGACUCAGGUGAAAGUCACAGUGCCGCUUAACGCUGAUGUGUACCAAAGUGCGUCUAAUCUCCCUUCGGAUGGAGAUUUCAGGCCUGAAAUCCGCGAUCUCAUGUUAAACAUUGUUAAGUUUCUAAGUGAUAACCAAGCACCAUUCACUAUCAACAUUUACCCUUUCAUCAGUCUCUACAACGAUCCGAAUUUCCCUGUGGAGUUUGCUUUCUUUGAUGGAACAGGUACUCCUAUUAACGACAAUGGAAGAAUCUACGACAAUGUUCUUGAUGCAAACUACGAUACACUCGUUUGGUCUUUGCAGAAGAAUGGGUUUGGGAAUUUGACUAUUAUUGUUGGGGAAGUUGGGUGGCCAACAGAUGGAGAUAAGAACGCAAACAUGAUGUAUGCGAGGCGGUACAACCAAGGGUUUAUGAACCGUCAAAAGGCUAAUAAAGGAACACCUAUGAGACCUGGAGCAAUGGAUGCUUACUUGUUUGGUCUUAUCGAUGAAGAUGCCAAAAGCAUUCAGCCUGGAAACUUUGAAAGACACUGGGGGAUUUUUUACAUUGAUGGACAGCCUAAGUAUCAGCUCAGUCUUGGCAACGGUAACGGGCUGAUCCCUGCAAAGGAUGUGCAUUAUUUGGCUAAGAAAUGGUGUAUUCUUGCGCCAAAUGCUAAUCUUCAGGAUCCUCAGUUGGGACCAAGUGUGAGCUACGCUUGUGAUCAUGCUGAUUGCACCAGUCUUGGGUAUGGCUCCUCUUGUGGUAACCUGAAUCUAGCACAGAAUGUUUCAUAUGCGUUCAAUAGCUAUUACCAGGUAAGUAAUCAGCUCGACAGUGCGUGUAAGUUCCCGGGUCUCUCUAUAGUCAGUACUAGGGAUCCUUCUGUUGGGAGUUGCAAAUUCAAGAUAAUGAUCAAGUCAGAAGAUGCUAGUGAAGCAAGUGCCAUGAUGCCUCUUACACGAUCAACGGCAAUGCUGCUACUUUUCUCCAUCUGUCUGUAUAUUGUUCUGUGAAUACUGAAGAAAAUUUGAUGGGUUUGAUUAUUUCUUUUUUCCUUUUUCUUUUGCAAAACUUUGGUGUUUAUGGAGAAACAGAAAGAUACAGUGAGAUUUAUGUAUUACUUGUUUGAUCUCUUAUUUCACGAGAGCAGUUUGGUGUUCACUGUCUCUCUUUUGCCUCUCUUAUUAGUAAUCAGAGCUCAUAAUGACCAAAAUUCUAAUCAUUCACUAUGCAAAUUAGCUGCUAAAGCCAAACCUUUUAUUCGGAUAUUUUCAAAUAAAGCAACCUUUUAGCU
This is a messenger RNA of Arabidopsis arenosa, 1839 nucleotides long. The record is from the annotation of a GenBank genome assembly. Lineage: Eukaryota; Viridiplantae; Streptophyta; Magnoliopsida; Brassicales; Brassicaceae.